AUGACGCUGCCAUUUGCGGUUGCGCAGGCGGAGGACUCUUACAGUGGCUCCGGCACCGCCGUCAUUUCUGACGCCGGCGCAAUGAGCGACAGGGUCACCUUCUCCAUGUCCGGCGUUUCGAUGCUGGAAGCCGGUAUGGCUUACGAGGGUUGGCUGGUCAACAGCGGCUCCGAUGACAAGGUCAGCACUGGUAUUCUGACGGUUGUACCCGGCGGCGGCAUCAGCCAUUCAUGGACUUCACCGGACGGCUCCAACCUACUGGGGAUGUACGACACCGCCGUAAUCACCGUGGAGCCUGUGCCUGACGACGACGCGGCUCCUUCCGGCGUGAUCGCAUUCUCCGACACCGUUGCGGGUGGAGCGAUAACGCACAUCCGCCACCUCGUGGUCGCGGCGCCAAAUAGCGACACCGGAUUCCUGACGCAGUUGCAAGCGCAGGUUGAUAUGGCAAUGAUGAAGGUCAGCGAGGCGCAGGCCGCUGACAGCAUCGCAGCCCUCAAAACCGCCACAGAAGAGGCGGUAGCCAUUAUAGAUGCCGAUGGCGGCAUUACAGCGUUGGCAGCAGCUACCGAGCACGCCGGUUUUGCCGCUACGGCAGCGCCGGGCGCAGAGAUGGUCGGCCAGUACUCCGAGAUGGUUCUGGCAUCUGGCGGAAACGUGUCGGCUUGGGCUGCGGCUGCGAAGGAUGAUGCGGCUGCGGUAAUGGCCGAGGACAACCUCGACACCGCCAAGACGCUGCUUAACAUCGUCAACGGCAAGCUGAUGGCAGCAGCCGACGGCAUUGAAGCCUCCGGCAUGGGCGGCGCAAGCGACGCCUACAUGCAGGCGCAGAAGAUGGCUACGUUCACAUUGCCGGCACCGGCGCCGACAGCAGCAGUAACUCCUGCUACAGGCGACACUUACGUGCCCGCAGCGAUGCAGAUCAUGCUCUUCGUGGCUCUGAUGCUACUCAUAGGUGGUGGCGCGAUGCUGUACAGGGAGCGCAGGUUCAGCGCAAGGGCAUAA
Messenger RNA from Geodia barretti, 1005 nucleotides. The record is from the annotation of a GenBank genome assembly. NCBI's taxonomy places the organism in Eukaryota, Metazoa, Porifera, Demospongiae, Tetractinellida, Geodiidae.